UCAAAGUUGACUCACAGCCGACGCAGCGAGACGCGAUAUGAAAAACGAAAAACUCGCGUAACCGAGCGUGGACUCUGUAGCACUCUGUAGACGCUCACUUAAUCGGCAGUUGUUGCUACGAAUUCAUGCGCGUCGCGUCGUACCACGAAGGAUUCGGCGCUGAACGAAUAAUCCACGCGACCAAGUGAACAAUAAUGCUUGAGCAAAGUGCAAGCGUCGAAUCUGCCGAAGAAUCAUGCUUUGGACUGCCGCGUGAUUUACUUACGACUAUAAGUAAAUAGUUUACAUCGCGUCGCAUAGACUACUAGGAUUCGCUCAACAGGUUCUCGCAUAUUUCUCCUCGGUCAGUGAAUCUCCCACGAAACUAGAAACAUCCGUAGCACUUGCGAUCGUUUCUCGCUAUUCCAGAGAUUACCGAAAUUUUUAUCUGCUCGAAAAUUUCGAAUAUCGAACGAAAGAUAAUCACAAUCUUCUAUCGUGAAGUUAUAUCGUAAAGUUAAGUUCAGGUCGAGCGAAUAACUUCGGUAUGAUGGAAUAAACGCAGCGACGAUUUUCAUUCUUCCCUUCGCUUGGAAACUGUUUGAACUGUCGACUAAUGCCGCGGAAACCCAGUUUGUUUACAUACGAUAGUGUUCUUUACCUGUUGAAAAGAGGGGGUCAUUUUUGAUUGACGUUAACGUCUCGGACAUAGUCCUGCGAUGGAAGUGUACGAGAAUGGUGCGAGCGUCGAUCCGAUGAUGCGAAUGAUAGACGAAGGAUGCACGAUCCAAUUAACGACGAGGGACAACCAGAAUUUCCUUAACCCAGAUACUCAACCCAUGACUCGAAUGCACGUGGAGUUCGACAAUCUCUCCUACUCGGUUUCUUGUAAAAAAGAAAAAUCGAAGAAGUUGCUGGAGAGCGUGACUGGGUGUUUCCGGCCAGGAAAACUGACGGCGAUUAUAGGGCCAUCCGGUGCUGGAAAAACGACAUUGUUACGGAUCGUAUCGACGUUAAAAACGACUAACGUAAAGGGAUCCAUUACCGUUAACGGCAGGGAAUGGAACGGUGGCGUUUUUCGAAAGCAAACGUGUUUCUUACCGCAAGAAUUCGCGCUUUUACCAUUGCUCACCACCAGGGAAACGCUAUACAUCGCCGCGCGAUUGAAGGUUCAAGGUGUUCGCGGAUCCCGCUCUUUCUGUUUAAUUGUAAACGAAAUAGCCGAAAAUCUGGGAUUGACGCAUUGCCUGAACACGUUGGUGGAGAAUCUGAGCGGCGGCGAACGGAAAAGGCUGUCGAUCGGCAUAGAAAUGGUUACGCGACCUUGCGUUCUACUCCUCGACGAACCAACCAGCGGACUCGACAGCACCUCCUCGAACCAGGUGAUUGGUCUGUUGCAUAACAUGGCAAGAACAGGUUGCACGGUCGCGUGCGCGAUUCAUCAGCCCAGCAGUCGCACGAUAUCACAAUUCGACGACCUGUUGGUUCUCCACAAAGGAAAGUCAUUCUACUGCGGUAACUGGGACGACGUUUUACCUACAUUCGAAAGCGCCGGCUACGCGUGUCCCCCGUUUUACAACAUAGCGGAAUUCGUUCUGGAGGUUGUAACCGCGGAGAGAGGCGGGGAUUUGUGUAACCUGUACACAAACAGCCGCGAAAAGUACUCGGAAUGGAAAACGCACUUCAAGUAUCCAAACAUGGGGAGCGAUUCGGCGGUUACAACGAAAAUAGACAACACUUCGAGCAAAUCGAAAUCGAUUUCUAUGUGGCAAGAACAGAAAAUCCUGUUAACGCGAGCGAUGAUUUGCAUCAGACGAGAUAAUACCCUAACGAAGCUCAGAUUUGCGGCUCACGUGGUAGUGGCGUUUCUACUAGGCGUAGUAUUCUACAAUUCUGGGACUGACGCCAGUAGAGUUAACAGCAACAUAGCAUGCGUGUUUUUCAUUUUGCUGUUUCUGUAUUUCGCGAGUUCCAUGCCAGCGGUGUUGACGUUUCCCAUUGAAGCUGCAGUCUUCCUGCGGGAAUACUUGAAUAAUUGGUACCGCCUAAGGUCUUAUUACACCGCUAAAAUUAUGUCGGAUUUACCAUUGCAAAUCCUUUCUCCUUCGAUUUUCAUCGUUAUCGCGUAUUGCAUGACUGGCCAACCAAUCGAGUGCGUCAGAUUUGUCCGUACUUGGUUGAUUUGCAUUUUAACAACGGUCGUCGGACAGUCGUCAGGAAUGCUUGUCGGGGUUGCAUUCGACACACACUUAGGAGUGUUUUUGAUCCCUGCGCUCAACAUGCCGAUGAUCCUGUUUGCUGGAUUUUUCUUAAAAUUCAGCGAGGUAACAUUUUACCUACAACCUUUGUGCGUUGUCAGUUUCUUCAGGUACGCAUUCGAAGGUAUUCUGGUGACAAUUUACGGCGAUGGCAGAGAAAGAUUGCCGUGUUCCAAAUUGUAUUGCCACUUACGCUCGCCGAAUAGAAUUCUGGAGGAGAUGAAUAUGCCGACAAUUACAUAUUAUACCGCGAUACUCGGAUUACUCGUUUGGAUAAUCUGUUUACAAGCGUUGACGUACCUGGUAUUAAAAUGGAAAGCGUACAUGGCUAAGAGAUAAUUCGUGACUUUUAAAUAAUCGUUUAUGUACUUAGAAGUAAUUCUAAUUAGAAGUAAAUAUAAGUAAUUCGUAUUUUAUAAUAGAUUAGUCCAUAGCA
Molecule: messenger RNA, 2673 nt
Organism: Hylaeus anthracinus
Lineage: Eukaryota; Metazoa; Arthropoda; Insecta; Hymenoptera; Colletidae
Product: ATP-binding cassette sub-family G member 1-like
Exons: 12
Coding region: 699-2576 (625 amino acids)
Cellular component (GO): plasma membrane
Molecular function (GO): ATP binding; ABC-type transporter activity; ATP hydrolysis activity
Source: RefSeq, a predicted model, not a curated record